CGGACGCUCAUUUCUUAGUCGUGCAAUUUCAAAUAGUCGUGACCUUGGGGUCCUUAUUGCUUCACAGUUUCAUCAAUUUGCCUAACAAGCAAUCACAAGACAAAUUUCUUCGAUACCUAGCUAUUCUGUUAUUUUCAAAUCCAGGGUUCAUGGGACAUUCAAAUAUGUUUGUAGCAAUUAAUGCUGAUUUCAUGUGUAGAACACCAGACACAUUUUUAUUGCGAAGACCAUUCUUAUGUCUCAAUUUUAUCAUUUUCGCACAAGUUCUGGCCUCAGUUGUUUGUACAAACAUGACAGACACAAAUGAUACUAAUUAUGAUCGGAUAAAUGAUGUCACUAAAGCACUUCCAGAUCAACAGUCGUCUACACAUUUAGAGUUAUCAUCACCAAAUGAUAUUAUCCUUGAAAAUACAUGGAGAUAUAGGUCAUUUCCAGGUAUAAAAAUACCGGUUGUUCGUUCCCCUCAUCCAACCUUUGGAUCACCAUGGCCAUUACCAUGGAGUUGGUCAUCAUCUUCAUGUUAUUAUAAUGUGGAUAUGCAACAGUUUCACUUUGAAUUCCAUACAAUUUCAAAUGAGAUUCUACAAUCAGCUGUAAAUCGAUAUACGUUUAUGAUACGAAAUAAGCUUGGUUUUUCUGUGUACCCAAAAGUUUGGCAACAUAAUGAAAAGAGCUUAUUCAGUCAUUUCUCUGAUAAUUAUCAGUCGACUUGUGAAAAUUCUCCUGUAAAGCGAAAUCAGGAUUUUCGCGACAGUAGUUGGAAAAAAAGUUCAUCAUCAUUCCGAGCAAAUCAUCAUUAUUCAAGUAGUACUAAUAAUAACUCCCAUGAUACUAAUUUAAAAACUUCAAAUGAUAUAUCUCAUAAUUUUAUAUCUGAACAAAUGUCUCAUUUAAUUCGCAAGUACAAAUUAUCUGAACACAGUAUACGGCGUAGAGGAAUUCAAAAUUCUGCCUUGUUGCAUGUGAUAAAUCCCGAUUCGAAAUUGCCACAUGUUAAUAUGGAUGAAUCCUAUAUCCUGGGUGUUACAGAAAAUGGCAUUUUUAUUAUUUCUAAUGAAACAUGGGGGGCUUUAAGAGGUUUAGAAACACUUAGUCAAUUAAUGUGGACUACGAAAGAUCAAUCUCAUGUUUUUGUUAAUCGAACGUACAUUGUCGAUUACCCCCGUUUCAAACAUCGUGGAUUAAUGAUUGACACUUCUAGGCAUUUUAUAAGCAAAUCUGUUAUUUUACUGAACUUGGAGGCUAUGAGUUAUAAUAAAUUAAAUGUUUUACAUUGGCAUAUUGUGGAUGAUCAGUCAUUUCCAUAUCAAAGUGAUGUAUAUCCUGAACUUUCGGCUAAAGGUGCUUAUCGAGAAGAUUUAGUUUAUACAUCGAAUGAUAUCAAAGAAAUUGUGGAGUUUGCCCGAUUUCGAGGCAUUCGUGUUAUUCCCGAAUUCGAUAUACCAGGUCAUACUCGAAGUUUGUCACUUUCUCAUCCAGAAAUUAUGUCACAAUGUCAAUAUGAUUAUAAAAAUCUUGCAUAUUACGGCCCACUUAAUCCAGCUUCAAAUAAAACAUACGAGCUUUUAGAAAAUUUAUUUAACGAAGUUUUUCAAUUAUUUUUAGAUGAUUAUAUUCAUCUGGGCGGUGAUGAAGUAGAAACAAUAUGUUGGGAGCGUGAUCCUGAAAUUCUACAGGGCGUUGAAAAUCAUGAUCAAUCCAAUUCAAUAUUUUGGAUUAACUACUUUUGGAGAUGUGUACAAAAUCUAGUUACCCAGAUAGGCAAGAAGAAUCCUCAGUCGAAACGAAAUUUAAUUCUGUGGGAAGAUGUCGUAGAACAUGUAACCGAUCUUAAAAAAUCGCUGUUUGUUCAAGUCUGGAAAAGUCAUCCAUUAUCUCAUUUAUCUAAAGGUUUUAAUAUUAUCUAUUCAAGUUGUUGGUAUUUGGAUUUACUUAAUGAUAUUAAGCGUUGGACAGAUUUUUAUCUGUGCGAUCCAUCCAACGAUGCUCCACUGGAAACUGAACAGCAAAUUCUAGGUGGUGAAGCUUGCAUGUGGAGUGAAUACCAAUCGGAUGAUACAGUUCUAACAAAAAUUUGGCCGGUUACAAGUGCUGUUGCAGAACGUCUUUGGAGUGCUAAAGAAAUAAAUGACUUAGAAUUUGCCGGUCCGCGCAUUGAAGAACAACGAUGUCGUUUAAUCAAUCGUGGUAUACCAGCUGGUGUUCUUCUUGGUCCAGGAUAUUGUGAUAGUACUAAACAAAUGACAACAUGGAAUAUCGAUGAAAUUAUAUUAGAUGAAUAUAAAAAUAUUAAAAAUAUCAUGAAGCGAAUGGAACCAAAUAAUAAUAAUCAUGACAUUUAUCAAAAUAAAAAUAAUGAUUAUAGACCUAUUAAUUUAUGGAGUGAUAAAGAUUUGUUCAUUGGUAUUUUCAUCGGCAUUUUAAUUACAUCAUUAUUUCGCCAUCGUAAUUUUUUACCAUUUCGAAUGGCUAAGUGUAAUUUAUCUGUUAUACGUACAGUAUGUUUAUGUAUUUUGAUUUUUGUAAUAUUAAUAAUUUUCUUUAAUCAUAUGUAUUCUGUAUUUGUAUAGAAUUUAAGUGGAAAUCAUUAGUUUGUCUCUACUACUACUAACAUACAUUAUUGCAUAAUUUUCGUGGCACCCCCAUUAUAUUUUUCAUUUUCAUUGCUUAUUAGCAAUUAGUAUUGAAAAAUUAGUUAUUUCACUCUGCACUUUUUAUACUCUUAUCCUAUUUAGUGUAUAUAUAUGUUGUGUUGUUGCAAUUUGACUUGAUGAUUCUAAUGUUCUCUUUCGUACUCUUUGUCUCUCUGUACGGAAUACCUAUUUACUUUUGCUAAGCGUUAAGUGUUUUUAAGACGCUUCCCAAGACGUAUAUCUACCUGUCUAUCCAAAUAAUUAUGUAGUUGUUUGUAAUCAUGUUUUAUUUGUGUAUGUAUGUAUUUCAUUUAUUCUUUCCUCCUUGUCUUAUACCACAUUACUUUAAUUCAUCCUAUUCAUUACUGUUGUAUCUUACGUAAGAAGAAACUUGUACUGUCUUUAAUAAUCGUGAGAAGACAUGAAUCUCUUUGUCAUUGUCUUUCCUAUUACAUAUUACACAUAAAUCUCAGUGACUGAAGAAGAAGCAGAAAAACUAAUUCACAGUGCAGUCAGUAAUAUACUAUUCUUAUAUUAUUUUAUUCCUAUUAAAGUUGUUAUUGUAUUGUCUUGUUAGUAUUAUUGCUUACGUUUUUUACCUUGCAUGCUUUUUUAUGUCAGUUUGUUUCUUCUUAAACAAGGAACAAAACCAUUUGUCCUUGUGUAUUACACUAACAAAUGGUGCUCUGUUAUAUUCAUAAAUGAUGCAUACUUAUUUAUUCAUUCGUUUGUUGACCUUCUUUAACUUGUAUGUGCUCAGCGUUCUUCAUGUUUUAGACUAUUUAUGCUUUAUUUCUUAAAUUUUCCAAAUAUGAUUGAUAUUAAAUUUUCAGUGGAUGUUUGUUCAUUGAAAGGAAACUUUCAGUCUGUUUUUUUAAACCGAAAACAUGAUUUCUACAUAUAUGUGAAGUAAAAUAUACGUAGAUUUUUCGAAUUCA
Schistosoma bovis is the source of this 3571-nucleotide messenger RNA. Lineage: Eukaryota; Metazoa; Platyhelminthes; Trematoda; Strigeidida; Schistosomatidae. The record is from the annotation of a GenBank genome assembly.